AACUAGUUCACUAUUUCGAGUCUAUUCAAAGGGGAAAAUCAAAAAAGACAAAAUUUAAAUGUUGAAUUGUAAUCAGAAUGGUUCGUGUUUUGUUUCUUCAUCCUGAUUUGGGUAUCGGCGGUGCCGAACGUUUAGUGGUCGAUGCCGCCUUGGCGCUCAAGCAGCGUGGUCACGAGGUUAGCUUUCUGACAAAUCACCAUGACAGCACCCAUUGCUUCAAGGAGACAGCGGAUGGCAGCUUUCCCGUGCAGGUUGUAGGCGAUUGGUUGCCACGCAAGCUCUUUGGACGCUUCUAUGCCUUCUGCGCGUAUAUGCGUAUGCUGUACGCCGCCUUCUAUGCCAGUUUCUUUAUGCCGCAACGGGAGCAGGUUGAUGUCGUCUUUUGUGAUUUGAUUUCAGUAUGCGUUCCGAUCUUGCGCUUGGCUCGUCAUCGUCCACGUGUCCUUUUCUAUUGUCACUUUCCUGAUCAAUUGCUAAGCUCAAGGGAGGGUCUGCUGAAGCGUUUGUAUAGAGCACCCAUCAAUUGGCUGGAGGAACGUACCAUUGGGCUAGCCGAUAAGGUGUUGGUGAAUUCCAAAUUCACGCUACGCGUCUUCCAGGACACAUUCCGACAUCUCCGGACAACGCCGGAUGUUCUCUAUCCAUCGAUACAUACACAGUAUUUCGACCAGAUGGUACAGAAACUGGACCAGCGCUGUACUGUGCUGGACGACACUGUGCAUCCGCGGGUGCCGCGGAAUGCUUUUAUCUAUCUGGACAUCAAUCGCUAUGAGCGAAAGAAGAAUCAUGCGUUAGCCCUGCGUUCAUUACGCCUGCUGGGAGACAUGCUUCCUGCGCUAGAUUUUAAGCGCUGCCGCCUGAUUAUAGCCGGUGGCUAUGACACGCGCUGCCUGGAGAAUGUGGAGCAUUAUGCAGAGCUUGAACAACUUAUGACAGAGUUGAAGCUACAGGAGCACGUCGUGCUGCUGCGUUCCCCCACAGAUGAGGAAAAGUGCCGGUUACUCUAUUCAGCCCACUGUCUGCUAUACACGCCCGAUAAUGAACAUUUUGGCAUCGUUCCAUUGGAGGGCAUGUAUUUUACCAAGCCGAUAGUGGCAUUGAAUAGUGGUGGACCCACAGAGACUGUCGUUCACAACUCCACUGGCUUCCUUUGCGAGCAAGAGCCCAAGAGCUUCGGCGGCGCCAUGUAUCAGCUGUUCCGUGAUGAGGCGCUGCGUCUCAAAAUGGGCGAUUUGGGUCACAAGCGGGUGCAGCAAAAGUUUUCAUUCGACGCCUUUGCGGACAGAUUAAAUAGUAUUGUCCAUGAGCUGAGACCCAAAUCAUCUUCGAAAAAACUUGAAUAAAUUAUAAAAAAUGAUUGCUAGAAACAAA
Molecule: messenger RNA, 1371 nt
Organism: Drosophila willistoni
Lineage: Eukaryota; Metazoa; Arthropoda; Insecta; Diptera; Drosophilidae
Gene: Alg2
Product: alpha-1,3/1,6-mannosyltransferase ALG2
Exons: 1
Coding region: 78-1343 (421 amino acids)
Molecular function (GO): GDP-Man:Man(1)GlcNAc(2)-PP-Dol alpha-1,3-mannosyltransferase activity; alpha-1,3-mannosyltransferase activity
Source: RefSeq, a predicted model, not a curated record